UAUUUCGAGACGUUCGCCAUGCAGAAAGAAAGGAUCAACUUGAUUUCUCAGACGCAAAGAUGAAAGAGAUGGUCCUAACGUAAACCUACCGUAGACUCUCAAACCUAUGUGAUCGUUACAGUCUGUGGGAGAGCCUGUCUGCCUGUAUGAAGCAAAACUGAGGACAAUGGUUAAAGACUCAACCCCCCUUCGCAAGCUAAAGCCUUGAAGCCAGCCAGCCAGUCAGGAGGCUUCUACGGAAAUUCGGUUGGCUCAAACCACUGUUAAACCCUUCGCGAUCAGCAAUCUCGACAGUCCUACAUUUUUCCGAUGGCGAGAUAAUGACGAAAAUUGGGCAAUUCAAGGCAAAAGUAGAAACUGCUGAUCGUGUCGGUCGUCGUUGAAGGGUGUCGAGGGUCGAUAGCGACGGACAGCUUGAUGGUCAGCGGGAGCAGCGGCAGAGAACGGUCCAGGUGGCGGCUUCAAGGAGACUUCUGUGAUGCUACGUAGGCAACUGGAAGAAAAGGACUUUUCUGCCACGAGAGAGUGUGUGUGAGCCCGGUUUGCUAGAGACGAUCCGCUUUUUGUUGUGUUUUAAAAAAAAACUUUUAUAUGUGUGUAUUAGUUAUUUUUGUCAUAGUUUUACCGACACGCGGCUUUAGGAUACAGUGAGGAUACACAGCGAGCUGGUGAACUUUUGGGGAAUGGCAGGUCGAAGCCGAAGAGCAUGGUUUAGUGUUCUGUUGGGACUGGUUGUCGGGUUCACGCUGGCUUCCAGACUCAUUUUACCGAGGGCGACCGAGUUGAAGAAAGCUGGGCAGAAGCGUAAAGCUAACCCUGCCGGCUGCGGGUUGAACAGGGGACUCAGAACGGAAUACGGCGGAGUACUGUGGCCACCGCAAGAUAACGGUUCACCGUCGACCGAGAAGCCUGGCUCCAGGUCCAGUAAUUUCCUGUUCGUUGGUGUCAUGACUGCCCAGAAGUACCUGAACAGCCGAGCCGUGGCGGCACACAGAACAUGGGCAGAAACUAUUCCAGGUCGCGUGGAGUUCUUCUCCAGUGAGGGCUCUGACACCUCCAUCCCCAUUCCCAUAGUGGCUCUGAGUAAUGUGGAUGACUCGUACCCACCGCAGAAGAAGUCUUUCAUGAUGCUCAAGUACAUGCAUGACCAUUACCUGGACAAGUACGAGUGGUUUAUGAGGGCCGACGACGAUGUCUACAUCAAGAGUGAGAAGCUGGAGAGCUUCCUGCGCAGCCUCAACAGCAGUGAGGCCAUCUUCUUGGGCCAAACAGGCAUGGGGGCCCGUGAUGAGCUGGGGAAACUAGCCCUGGAGCCUGGGGAGAACUUCUGCAUGGGAGGGCCAGGGGUCAUCAUGAGCCGCGAGGUCCUAAAGAGGAUGGUGCCGCACAUCCGAGAGUGUCUACAGGAGAUGUACACCACCCAUGAGGAUGUGGAGGUGGGCCGUUGUGUCAGGCGGUUUGCUGGGGUCCAGUGUGUCUGGUCCUAUGAGAUGCAGCAACUCUUCUAUGAGAACUAUGAACCAAAUAAGAAGGGCUACAUACGAGAUCUCCACAACAGCAAGAUCCAUCGAGCCAUCACACUCCACCCUAACAAGAACCCUCCCUACCAGUAUCGCCUACACAGCUACAUGCUGAGCCGCAAGAUUGCAGACCUGCGCCACCGAACCAUUCAGCUCCAUCGGGAGAUCGUCCAGAUGGGGCGCUACGGAGCUGCUGAGCCCAGCCGAGAGGACCUCCAGCUCGGCAUGCCGCCCUCAUUUAUGCGCUUCCAUCCACACCAGAGAGAGGAGGUCCUGGAGUGGGAGUUUCUGACAGGGAAGUACCUGUUCUCAUCAUCUGAAGGUCAGCCACCCCGCCGCGGGAUGGAUUCCUCCCAGAGGCAAGCCCUGGAUGACAUCAUAAUGCAGGUGAUGGAGAUGAUCAAUGCCAAUGCCAAGACACGGGGGCGGGUCAUUGAUUUCAAAGAAAUCCAGUAUGGCUACCGGAGGGUUAAUCCCUUAUAUGGGGCAGAAUAUGUGCUGGAUCUGCUGCUGCUGUACAAGAAGCACAAAGGAAAGACCAUGACCGUUCCUGUGAGGAGGCACGCCUACCUGCAGCAGACCUUCAGCCAGAUCCAGUUCAGAGAGGAGGAGGAGAUGGAUGCCAGAGCUCUAGCAAGCCACAUCAACAAGGAGUCAGACUCCCUCUCAUUUCUGUCUAACUCCCUGAAGAUGCUGGUGCCCUUCAAGCUGGCCGCCUCUGGACAGGACCAGAGAAAGCCAAAAGAGAAGAAGGUCAAUAUCCUGGUACCUCUAUCAGGACGCUAUGACAUCUUUGUGCGCUUCAUGGCCAACUUUGAACGAGUCUGUCUGAUCCCCAACCAGAACGUCAAGCUGCUCAUCCUGCUCUUCAGCACAGACAACAACACAGAGCGGGUCAAGCAGGUGGAGCUGAUGAGGGAGUAUCACAUUAAGUAUCCCCGGGCCGAGAUGGAGAUCAAGCCUGUCGCCGGCUCUUUCUCCAGGGCUCUGGCUUUGGAAGUGGGUUCUUUGCACUUCUCUAACGAUUCACUGCUGUUCUACUGUGAUGUGGAUCUGCUCUUCACCAGCGACUUCCUCAAGCGAUGUCGGAGCAACACCGCCUUGGGGGAGCAGACCUACUUCCCCAUCAUCUUCAGCCAGUAUGACCCCAAGGUUGUGUACGCUGGGAAGGUCCCCAGCAACAACCACUACGUCUUCACCUCCAAGACCGGCCUGUGGAGGAACUAUGGCUUUGGCAUUGUCUGCGUCUACAAGGGAGACCUGGUCCGAGCUGGAGGCUUUGAUACCUCCAUACAGGGGUGGGGAUUGGAGGAUGUGGACCUUUUCAAUAAAUUUGUCCAAUCAGGGAUUAAGUUGUUCAGAAGCACUGACAUGGGGAUAGUGCACGUCCACCACCCUGUUAUAUGUGACCCCAACCUGGAGGCAAAGCAAUAUAAGAUGUGCCUGGGCUCCAAAGCCUCGUCACACGGCUCCACCCAGCAGCUAGCCGAGCUCUGGCUGGAGAAGAACGACCACGGCUUCAGGAGGCAGGCAAGCAAUAACGGCUCAGUUAGGACAGCGUGAGAAAAGCCGGGCUGCAGACGAUCGGAAUCUCAACCUAAACUGUCUGUGCUCACUUCCUCCUGUUAGUGGUGUUUUCACCACCUAAUUUAUUUUUUACUAAAAUAAGACUUCACGUGGAUAUAUUUUGAAAAUAUGUAAUUUUAAAAGAAGAUAAUAUCCAGUAAUACCAUGAUGAACAACUCAUAGACACAGUCUGGGUUCUAGUAUGGAAGUACAUGUUUUGAUUUAGAAUAGAGGCACCAGUAUUCUUGUGUGAGCCUGACUACAGCAGGGGCCACAGUGGGGGCCUGAGGCUCCUCCAGCCGUAACAUGAUUGUCUGGACAGAGGGAGGCAGGGGUUAUAAAUGUGUACCUCAGUGAAGUGCACCAUUUUGGUCCUUAACUGUUCCAUUUGUCUUGUGUGCAGAAAACAGACUGGUGUCCAUGUACCCUCAGACCAGCAGUGCUCCAAACAUAACUCAACUCUUGAUUGUGAAUGUUUACAAAAAGACUGAUUCUAAACAUUUCAUCAGUAAAGACUCGCAUCACAGCAGUGUCAGUGAUCACUGACUGGCCAUUUCAUUUGAUUUCUUUUAUUUACAGUGGUUUUCCGCUUUGUGACACGUUACUGUUUCUCCAGGAUUGUUUUGUAUUUUUCUUUAUUAUUCAUUUCUGUGAACCCAACUGCUGGACUUUUUAUCUGCAAUUCAUCUUUUGCUGUCUAAUUUAUUGAAUUUGCAGGCUCCAUUUUCUACUCUCUGAUUGUUGAAAUAUGUAUAUUGGAAAGAUUGUAUAACCAUGUCAGUUGUGGGAUAGUGUGUUUUUUCCAUGUUCCUUUUCGUAAACUCAUUAUCACCAAAGAGUUGUGCACAGUCUGCUUUUGGUAUCAUGUUGCCUGUGCGUGCGUACACUGCGAAACUGGCUAUAUAAUGGAGAAUAAACACAAACGUUCUAUCUAUCUAUCUAUCCAUCCCAGGCCUUUCUGGUGGGUGACGGGGGAACCAGUCUGGCCUUUUUUCCACCGGGCUGAAAAGCAAGCAGCACUCUUGUUGGCCGGCUUGAGUACCUUUUGAUAAGUGACUUUCUUUUCUGUUGAAAUUUUUAAAAAGUUGUGGCUGGUCCUAGUCUACAGAGAUGUGGCUUCGUUGAGCUGAGAUGUGAAAGCCAGAUUGACCUCGUCCUGUGUUUGAGGGCAGAACCUUUCCUUACGGCAGGCCUGAAUCACUGCCCUGCUACUGCCUGUGUUGUCUGUGUGGAGGUAAUGUAUGUUGCAGCAGUCCAUCGGGUUGAUGCUCUUCUUUCAGCUUUACAACACGACAUGAUGUAAACAGGAUGCUGUCAUUUUUUUUUUUUUCUUUGACUUUUUUGUAAUUUUUUUUCUUUCAACUCUGUCCAGCUGGGCAAGGUUUUCUAUUUAAAAAGAAAUAAAAUGGGGGAAAAGGAUUAAAA
Messenger RNA from Micropterus salmoides (largemouth bass), 4511 nucleotides. It is a transcript of the gene chsy1, whose product is annotated as chondroitin sulfate synthase 1. The transcript is spliced from 3 exons. Gene Ontology annotation, cellular component: Golgi cisterna membrane. Lineage: Eukaryota; Metazoa; Chordata; Actinopteri; Centrarchiformes; Centrarchidae. The record is from RefSeq and is a predicted model, not a curated record. Gene Ontology annotation, molecular function: glucuronosyl-N-acetylgalactosaminyl-proteoglycan 4-beta-N-acetylgalactosaminyltransferase activity. The coding region runs from base 684 to 3083 and encodes 799 amino acids.